This is a messenger RNA of Trypanosoma theileri, 753 nucleotides long. RefSeq lists its product as uncharacterized. Bases 1 to 753 code for a protein of 250 amino acids. Lineage: Eukaryota; Euglenozoa; Kinetoplastea; Trypanosomatida; Trypanosomatidae. The record is from RefSeq and is a predicted model, not a curated record. The transcript has a single exon.
AUGGCUCUUCUCUCCAAUACGUGUAUCUUUGCGUUGAUGGUGUUGCCCGUUGUGCUUCUCGCAAAGGGUCAUCAUGUUAACAUGCGGCGUCUCACCACACUCGCAGCCAUCAUCACAGCCUGCCGCAUCGCCGAGUCUAUCAUCAUCGCCUCCCUCACAGUCUCCACAACCACAACCACAUCAACAACAAUGUUGUUCCUGGGAUUGCAAUACGUUUUUUCAGCGGUGGUAUUUCCACUUAUGGACACUGCGCUCGUGCACUUUGUGCUAAACGAUCAAAAAGCACGUAAACUCUUACACGUGCAGGAUGCCGGUGAUGAUGCUGCCGCUGUCUUUACUACUAUGUGGACAGUGGUGGAUUUGUUGCUCUACCGCUGGUUCCGCUGGUAUCGUGUUAUUGGUAGUGCCGGCUUUGAUGCGGCGAACCUCUACUCCGCAGCGGAGGCGUUUGUGGGACUUCUCACUAUUCUACUCGCAGCAAGAUGCAUUAACGGCCGAGGUGGGAAUAAUAAUAAUAAUAAUAAUAAUAAUAAUAAUAAUAGUAAUAGCAAUAACAGCAGUAAGAGCAACAGUAGCAAUGACAGCAGUCAAGAUCAUGUGUGGAUUGUUGUUGCUUUAUUGCGUAUGGUGGCAACAACGGCUGGUCUGGUCUUUGGCAUGCCGUUAUUCGGAGGUUUUAUCAACACUUUGUUCUUGUUGGUCCUGUUCUGCUUUUUUCUCUCUCCAGCUAACAAGAACCACAAGGAGGAUUAA